UGCUGGAUCUCCUCCACUGUGCUUCAGAAGCUCCUGGAAGACGAUCUGAGUGCAGAAAUCCCUCAAACUCUGACUGAGAUGUACAUCCACUUCUUACUGAUUCAGAUCAGCAUGAGGAACCAGAAGUAUGAAGAGAGAGAUCCAGAGAAACUCCUCCAGUCCAACCGAGAAGUGAUUGUCAAACUUGCUGAAGUGGCUUUCAAACAGCUGAUGAAGGGCAAUGUGAUGUUCUACAAGGAGGACCUGAUUGAGAGCAGCAUAGAUGUCUCUGACUCAUUGUAUUCUGGGAUCUGCACUGAGAUCUUUAAGGAAGAAUCUGUGAUUCAUCAGAGGAAAGUCUACAGCUUCAUCCAUCUGAGCAUUCAGGAGUUUCUUGCUGCUUUACAUGUGUUUUACUACCACAUAAGCAACACCACAAAAGCAUGUUUCGAUUCACUGCAUAAUCUCCAUGAAAGAGUAGUAGAUAAGACCAUCGUGAGUGAGAAUGGGCGCCUGGAUCUGUUCCUGCGGUUCCUGCUGGGCAUCUCACUGGAGUCCAAUCAGAGCCUCUUACAGGAUCUACUGACACGCACAGAGAAAAGCUCGGAGAGCAUCGGGAGAAGCACACAGUACAUUAAAGAGAAGAUCAGAGAUGGACAUCAACUCUCCACUGAAAGAUCCAUCAAUCUGUUCCUCUGUCUGCUGGAAGUGAAAGAUCAGACUCUGUCCAGGGAGAUUCAGGAGUUUGUGAAAUCAGAUAAACACUCGGAGAAGAGGCUCUCCCCUGCUCACUGCUCAUCAAUCGCCUACAUGCUUCAGAUAUCAGAGGAGGUGCUGGAUGAGCUGGAGCUCAAGAAGUACAACACGUCAGAUGAGGGCAGAAGAAGACUGAUACCAGCUAUCAGCAACUACAGAAGAGCACUUCUUGCUGGCUGUGAUCUCUUUGCUCCGGAUUGUGAAAUUGUAUCAUCAGUUCUUCAAUCUACAAACUGUGUCCUAAGAGAGCUGGACCUGAGUAACAAUGACCUGCAGGAUUCAGGAGUGAAGCUGCUCUCUGAUGGACUAAAGAGUCAAAACUGUCAGCUGGAGAUACUGAGGUUGUCUGGCUGUAUGGUGACAGAGGAAGGCUGUGGUUUUGUCUCUUCAGCGCUGAGUUCAAACCCCUCACACCUGAGAGAGCUGGAUCUGAGCUACAAUCACCCAGGACCAUCAGGAGUCCAGCUGCUCAAACAUAAGCUGGAGAAUCCCCGCUAUAAACUGCAGAAACUCAAUUUGGACCAUGGAGGACAUUUCAGGAUCACAUCUGGACUGAGAAAAUAUGCCUGUGAUCUCACACUGGAUCCAAACACGGCACACAAUCAACUGGUAUUGUCUGAGGAGAACAGAAAGGCAACAAAUGUGAAAGAUUCCCAGCCGUACCCCGAUCAUCCAGAGAGAUUUGAGCAACAGGAGCAGGUUCUAUGUAAACAGACUCUGACUGGACGCUGUUACUGGGAGGUGAAAUGCAGCGGCUCAUGUCAAGUAGGAGUGGUUUACAGAGGAAUCAACAGGAAAACUGGAAGUAACUGUCGGUUCGGACGCAAUGAAAACUCCUGGACUCUGUACUGCUAUGAUGAGGUGUACACAGUCUGGCACAAUAAUAAGAGCACAGAAAUCAUUGCUCCUUCAGCUCGUACUAAUAGAGUAGGAGUGUAUGUGGACGUGUCCUCCGGCUCUCUGACCUUCUACAGCGUCUCCGACACACUCACACACAUACACACAUUCAACACCGCAUUCACUGAAGAACUCUAUGUUGGAUUUAGCGUUUAUCCUGAAUCUUCAGUGUCUCUUUUUGAGAUAUAACGCCACUGAAAUGUAGUUAUUGUCUUCAACGUUCAGCCGCACCACUUGAGACUGUUUAUGAGCACUUAUUCUCACAUACAGCAGUAACUGUGAUGAGUAUAGAAAUCAAGCGUUAUCCGUUAGUUCACCCUACUGAAUAAAACAGCUUAA
This is a messenger RNA of Danio rerio (zebrafish), 1971 nucleotides long. NCBI's taxonomy places the organism in Eukaryota, Metazoa, Chordata, Actinopteri, Cypriniformes, Danionidae. The record is from RefSeq and is a predicted model, not a curated record.